CAGUUUUGUUCGUUUUCAUUCUCAAGGAAGUGCGGUCGAGCCGUUGUGUUGUACUUUGGUGAUCAAUUUUACUAUCUUUACCGCAUCCAUUCAAUUUGAGUUGUUUUCAUAUUAAUGUUCUUGUUUAAUUGGACGGUUUAUAUUGCCUCUUUUACCAGAAACAAUGGCUCAGAGAAUAUUUGUGCCUGCGAAUAAGCGGUAUUUAAGCACUGCGUUGACUGUGAGUGAACAAAAACUCGUCUAUUCAGCAAGGACAACCCAGGAUGUACGACCCUACGAGGAAAUGCCUGGACCGAAGCCGAUUCCUUUACUGGGGAAUAAGUUCCGCUUCUUACCUGGAUUUAGAAAGUACGACUUUGGCGACCUAAUAAAAGUAUCCAAGCAAUUCUUUGACGAGUUUGGACCAAUUGUUAAAUUCAGCGGACUGCAGCCAAAAAACGACCUGGUUUUCGUAUUCGACCCUAAGGACAUUGAAACGAUUAUAAGAGGCGAGGGUCCUUGGCCCAACCGACCAUCGAUAAAAUGCUUAGAUUACUACAGAAUGGUUCACCGCAAAGAUAUUUUGAAGGGAGUGGGUGGACUGAUUGUCGACCAAGGAGAAGAUUGGCUGGAAGGGAGACGCCAAGCUAAUCCGAUUAUGAUGCAGAUCAAAAUCGUGCAAAUGUACACAUCCAAGAUCGACGAGGUGGCCGAGGACUUAGUUAAAAUGAUUCCUAGUUGGAUGGAUUCAAAAAACGAAAUGCCUGAUGAUUUCAGAAACAAACUAUAUAAAUGGGCGUUUGAGUCGAUUGCUAUGAUUGCGUUGGACACGCGUUUAGGAUGUCUGGAGGAAAAGCUCGACCCCGACUCAGAGCCACAAAGGAUGAUCAACGCGGUGCACAGCCUUUUUGAGACCAUGCACAACUUGGAAAUGGGCGGCGAAUCCUUUCUAUGGCCUUUCGUUCCAACACCAUCCUGGAAAAAAUUCAUUGCAGCUUUCGAUUGCAUUUCUGAGGUUAGCCAAAAAUACAUUGUCCAAGCGAUAGAACGGUCGAGCAGGAGGCCCGUGGACCAGGAGCCGAGUGCGUUGGAAAGACUUCUGCAAAGUGACCCGAAUCCGAACAGAGCUGUCAUCCUGGUGCACGACAUGCUCUCUGGGGGAAUCGACACAACUUCUGUUGCUCUGGCGAAUUUAAUGCUGCACUUGUCUGAGAACCAGGAAAAGCAGGAAGUUUUGUAUCAAGAGCUGAAGCGAAUCAUGCCUGACCCAUUUUCUCCUAUCACUAGCGAAAUGGUGGAGGAAAUGAAAUACCUGAAAGCUUGCAUCAAGGAAAGCAUGAGAAUGACGCCAGUCGUGAGCGGAAACAUGAGAAAGACGGAAAAAGAAGUGAUACUCUCAAACUACAGAGUUCCACCAAAUGUCGAAAUCAUGAUGUCUCACGCAGUAAUCUCACGGUUUAGCAAAUACUUCCGGGAGCCGGAAAAAUUUAUACCUGAAAGGUGGAUCAGAGGGCACGAGCAAGAGGAAAAAGCAAAUCCCUUCGUCGCUCUUCCAUUUGGACACGGAGCUCGAAAGUGCUUGGGAAUGAGGUUUGCACAGCUGGAAAUCCAAGUAACAUUGGCAAAAAUGAUAAGAAGAUUUCGCUGGGAGUUCAAGUACGGCCCAAUGCAGUACAAAAACGCCAUGUUGUACACACCUAUAAAUCCGCUCAAAUUCACUGUCCACGUGCGGUGACACCAUUUUUUGACUGUUUUAUGGCUUGCGUGUCGUUGGAAUAAAAUUUCCAGAAGCGUGUGUGGAACAUUAGCGAGCCAAAAGCAUGUGCUUGAAGCGAUUGAAAGAUCAAAAUCGCGGCCUGUCGAUCAGGAGCCAAGUGCGUUGGAGAGACUGCUGAAGAGGGAUCCGAACCCGUUGAGAGCAGUCAUCAUGGCGCUUGACAUGCUGAUGGCUGGAAUUGACACGACGUCUCAUUCCUUGACAAACGUGAUGCUGCAGCUGUCCGAAAAUCAGGACAAGCAGGAAAUCUUGCAUGGUGAAUUGAAAAAAAUUAUACCGAACCCUUGCGCCCCAGUCACGAACGACAUGCUGAACAAAACCA
Cloeon dipterum is the source of this 2078-nucleotide messenger RNA. RefSeq names its product probable cytochrome P450 301a1, mitochondrial. The record is from RefSeq and is a predicted model, not a curated record. Gene Ontology annotation, molecular function: oxidoreductase activity, acting on paired donors, with incorporation or reduction of molecular oxygen; heme binding; iron ion binding. Lineage: Eukaryota; Metazoa; Arthropoda; Insecta; Ephemeroptera; Baetidae. The coding region runs from base 164 to 1714 and encodes 516 amino acids. The transcript is spliced from 12 exons.